Myotis daubentonii (Daubenton's bat) is the source of this 2458-nucleotide messenger RNA. RefSeq names its product notchless homolog 1 (gene NLE1). The transcript has 10 exons. Gene Ontology annotation, biological process: ribosomal large subunit assembly; Notch signaling pathway. Gene Ontology annotation, molecular function: protein binding. Lineage: Eukaryota; Metazoa; Chordata; Mammalia; Chiroptera; Vespertilionidae. The record is from RefSeq and is a predicted model, not a curated record. Gene Ontology annotation, cellular component: nucleolus. The coding region runs from base 40 to 1257 and encodes 405 amino acids.
CUCCCUCCCGCGUCUGUCUCCUCCACGUGGGGACGCAGGAUGGCGGCGGCAGUGGCGGACGAGGCGGCGGCGCGCGACGUGCAGCGGCUGCUAGUGCAGUUCCAGGAUGAGGGCGGGCAGCUGCUGGGCUCCCCGUUCGACGUGCCCGUGGACAUCACCCCGGACAAACUGCAGCUCAUCUGCAACGCGCUGCUGGCCCAGGAGGAUCCCCUGCCACUGGCUUUCUAUGUCCACGAUGCUGAGAUCGUGUCCUCACUGGGGAGGACGCUGGAGUCCCAGGCGGUGGAGACUGAGAAGGUCCUCGACAUCAUUUACCAGCCACAGGCUGUCUUCAAGGUCCGCGCUGUGACCCGCUGCACCAGCUCCUUGGAGGGCCACAGCGAGGCGGUCAUUUCUGUGGCCUUCAGCCCCACCGGAAAGUACCUGGCCAGCGGCUCCGGAGACACCACUGUGCGCUUCUGGGACCUCAGCACCGAGACACCGCAUUUCACAUGCCAGGGACACAGACACUGGGUCCUCAGCAUAUCCUGGUCCCCCGACGGCAAGAAGCUGGCCUCAGGCUGCAAGAAUGGCCAGAUUCUCCUGUGGGACCCAAACACAGGGAAGCAGGUGGGCAGGACCCUCGCCGGCCAUAGCAAGUGGAUCACGGGCCUGAGCUGGGAGCCCCUCCAUGUGAACCCCGAGUGCCGCUACGUGGCCAGCAGCUCCAAGGACGGCAGCGUGCGGGUCUGGGACACGACCUCGGGCCGCUGUGAGCGCAUCCUCACCGGGCACACCCAGUCGGUCACCUGCCUUCGGUGGGGAGGAGACGGGCUUCUCUACUCUGCCUCGCAGGACCGCACCAUCAAAGUCUGGAGGGCUCACGACGGUGUGCUCUGCCGGACUCUGCAAGGCCACGGCCACUGGGUGAAUACCAUGGCCCUCAGCACGGACUAUGCCCUGCGCACAGGGGCCUUUGAGCCAGCUGAGGCCUCGAUUAACCCCCAAGACCUCCAGGGGUCCUUGCAGGAGUUAAAGGAGAGGGCCCUGAGCCGGUAUAACCUUGUGCGGGGCCAGGGCCCAGAGAGGCUGGUGUCUGGCUCAGACGACUUCACCUUAUUCCUGUGGUCCCCAGCAGAGGACAAGAAGCCCCUCGCACGGAUGACGGGACACCAGGCCCUCAUCAACCAGGUGCUCUUCUCCCCUGACUCCCGCGUGGUCGCCAGCGCCUCCUUCGACAAGUCCGUCAAGCUGUGGGACGGCAGGACGGGCAAGUGAGUGGAGGGGUGGGAGGGAGAAGGCCACCGUUGCUCCGAAGGACCUGGUUCUGCCACUGGCUGGUUGUGUGGCAAGUGUCUGGAUUUCCUGAGCCUCUGUUUCCUCCUCUUUAAUAAGAAGACACCUGACCCGUCAGCCUUGUUACAAGGUUUGAAUGAGAUGGUAUGUUUAGCAGCAGCGUUAAGUAGGCACUGAAAUGCUAGUUCAUGCCACAUCUAAGGAGAGAAAUGAGCUUAACACUGGCCUUCCUCCAAGUGUGGCCCAGAGACUAGUGGCAGCAGUAACAUCUGGGAAUUUGAUAGAAAUUCAGAAUCUCGGGAUCUUAUCGAUCAGAAUUUUAAAUUAAUUUUCCAAUUAUAUUUGGCAUAUAGUAUGAGAUUCGUUUCAGGUGUACAGCACUGUGAUUAGACAUUUAGAUACCUUACGAGGUAACCACUCAGUACGUCUAGUACCCACCUGACACCAUACGUGGUUAUUACAAUAUUAUUGACUAUGUUCCCGUUACUAUACUUUACAUCCCCAUGACUGUUUUGUAAAUCAAUUUGUUCUCUAUCUGAGUUUGUUUUGUUUGUUCAUUUAUUUUGUUUUUUAGAUCCCACAUAUAAGUGAAAUCAUAUGGUAUUUGUCUCUCUCUGACUUAUUUCACUUAGCAUAAUACCCUCUAGGUCCAUCCAUGUUGUCACAAAUGUCAAGAUUCCAUUCUUUUUUAUGGCUGAGUAAUAUUCCACCAUGUGUGUGUGUGUAUGUGUGUGUGUGUGUAUCCCAUUUUCUAACCUGUUUUCUAUCAAUGGAUGUUUAAGUUGUUUCCAUAUCUUGGCUAUUGUAACUAAUGCUGCAGUGAGCAUGGAGAUGCAUAUAUCUUUUAGAAUUAGUGUUUUGGAUUUCUUGGGAUAAAAACCCAGAUGUAGAAAUACUGGGUCAUAUGGCAGUUUUAUUUGUAGUUGUUUGAAGAACCUUCACACUGUUUUCUGUAGAGGCUGAACCAAUUUACAUUCCCACCAACAGUGCAUGAGAGUUCCCUUUUCUCCACAUCCUCACCACACUUGUUUGUUGACUUAUUGAUGAUCGCCACAGCAUCUGCAUUUUAAUAAGGCCACCAAGUGAUUCUGCUUGUCGCUGAGUCUGAGAAGCACCGUGUAAUGAGGCACAGUGCCCUUGGGGUUAAAUUGUUUGGAGGAGAGGCAAGGGCAUGGGCAGGAAG